AUGGCUGAUGAGUUUUCUGAAUCAGUUGCAGAUUUAUUAGAUAUUUUAAAUAAGCAAGAUUUAAAUAAGUUACAAUAAAUCUCAUAGAAGACAGAUCAAUAGUCCAAUUCAAACUUGUAAUAAGAUAAGGGAAGUAGCUAGGCUGAAUUAAACAAUAACUAAUUGAACAAUAUAACAACAUAUAAUAAUAUUUAUAAUUUCAACAAUAGCAAAAAAACAAUUUAGCAAUAAAGUACCAAUACCCUUCCUACUUUACCUGAUACAUAAUAAAUUAGUAGCACAGUAAAAAGCUAAAAUACAGUAGACACGCUUAUUUCAUAAAAAUCUAUUAAUAAAGAGAAUGUGAAAACCCCAAUUUAGGAUUAAGAUUAUGACAUUUUGAUAUAAUUCUGUUAAACUUAUGAUAAAAAAUAAAAAGAAGAAAAGAAAAAAGCUGUUGGUAACGGAGACGGUUUUGAAAUUAUACCUAAAAAUUCUAAUUGUGUUAGAUAUUUGCAUUUUAAGCCUUGGAGUGGAGUAAGCAAUCCAAAUCCUUCAGAUAAUGGGUAUUAUUAUAAAUUCUACAAUGGUGGAUUUGUAAAACUAAUUAAAGGAUUAUUAGAAGAAAAUGGAUUUAAAGAAACUUAAAAUAAAGAUUGGACUGUUAUGUGGAGUUGUUCUGGUAUACCGCCACCAUUCUAUUAGCAAUUGAUGGCUUAUCAAAAGAUUAAUCAUUUCCCUAAAUCCUACGAAAUUACUAGGAAAGACUUACUGAGUAGAAAUAUUUCUAAAAUGGCAGCAAAAUUUGGUAAUAACAAUUUUAAUUUUUGUCCUAAGACUUAUCUAAUACCCUCAGAGAUGUCUCUUUUUCUAGAAGAAGCUGAAAAAAAUAAAGGUCAGUGGUAUAUCGUAAAGCCAUCUGCGAAGUCUUAAGGUUAGGGUAUUUUUGUAACUGAUAACAUUUAAGAAAUUUUGAAAAAAUAAAAUGGUAGCAUGGUUGUCUGCCACUAUAUUUAAAAUCCUAUGUUAAUUAAUGAUCUCAAAUUUGAUCUACGUAUUUACGUAGUUGUAACAUCAAUCAAUCCUCUCAAAAUAUUUAUUUAUGAUGAUGGGUUGGCUAGAUUUGCAACAAGUGCAUAUAACACUGAUAAAAACACAAGACCAAGCAGAUAUGUGCAUCUUACUAACUAUAGUGUCAAUAAAUAUGCAUAAAAUUUUGUUCCUAAUAAGGAUGCCUAAGAUGAUGCUUAAGGUAGUAAAUGGAGUUUAACAGCUUUCAAGGAUUAUUUGAAAAUAAAUGGUAUUAAUUAUCAAUUAAUUUUCGAUAGAAUUGAGGAUCUUGCUGUAAAGACAAUACUUUCGAUAGAAAAUAUGAUGAAUAGUGCUUUUGAAAUGCACGUGCCUUACAGAAAUAAUUGCUUUGAGCUCUUCGGAUUUGAUAUAUUAAUUGAUUCUAACUUAAAACCUUGGCUACUUGAAGUCAAUUUAUCUCCUAGCAUGAAUACAGAUUCACCUUUAGAUUUAAAAAUUAAAGGAAACCUUAUCUCUGACAUAUUUACUUUAGUAGGUAUAGUUCCGAAUGACUAAAGAUAUCUUAGUGAUGUUUCUCACAGCUUGGCAUAGAAUUAGAUUCUUACUGAAAGAUAAAUAUAAACUCAAAUAUAAAACCUCAAUAACUGGAGUAAAUAUAAAUAAGAACUUUCUAAAAUAGAAAGAUAUGUAAUUAAAGAAGCUGAAGAUGAAAUAAAAAGGUGCAGAAGAUUCAAAAGAAUAUAUCCUAACGAGAAUUCAUUCAAAUAUAAAACUUAUUUCGAUGUAGAGAGACCACUUAACGUCUUGCUAAGAAACUAUGAAAUGGAUAAAUUUAAAUAAAACAAUAACAUUCAAGGGAAUAAUUAAAUAAGAACUAAUAGAACUAACAGUUUCACAGGCAUGUCUACAAACACCCUAAACACUACUACAACAGGAGUAAAAAUAACAAAAAAUGUAUAUACCAAUAUCUUAAGUACUAAUUAAAACUAUGCAUAAUAAAAAUAUUGA
Messenger RNA from Tetrahymena thermophila SB210, 2019 nucleotides. Its product is annotated as tubulin-tyrosine ligase family protein. The transcript is spliced from 10 exons. NCBI's taxonomy places the organism in Eukaryota, Ciliophora, Oligohymenophorea, Hymenostomatida, Tetrahymenidae. Gene Ontology annotation, molecular function: tubulin-glutamic acid ligase activity; tubulin binding. The record is from RefSeq and is a predicted model, not a curated record. Gene Ontology annotation, biological process: protein polyglutamylation; microtubule cytoskeleton organization. Gene Ontology annotation, cellular component: cilium.